This is a messenger RNA of Parnassius apollo (apollo), 378 nucleotides long. The record is from the annotation of a GenBank genome assembly. NCBI's taxonomy places the organism in Eukaryota, Metazoa, Arthropoda, Insecta, Lepidoptera, Papilionidae.
AUGUCGUAUAAUCGCUUCUCAUCAAUAUUACGUUGCUGGCACUUUGUUGAUAAUGAAGCUCCGAGGGAUCAAAACGAACGUCUGUACAAAAUAAAACCACUUUUGAACCUUGUUAUCAACAACUGGAAGAAUUUACUGACACCUAAUGAAUGUAUCGUCAUUGACGAGUCGAUGAUGCCAAUUAGAGGGAGGAUAUCUUUCCGUCAGUACAACCCAUCAAAAGCUCACAAAUACGGCUUGAAAAUCUAUAAACUUUGCACAGAAGAUGGGUUUGUAUGGAACUAUGACAUUUACAUAGGUCGCGACUCCGAGAUCGGAUUGGAUAAGCCGGGAAGUGUCGUAGUUCAGUUAUGUGAUGGUUGGAAAUUGGGAGAAUAG